This is a messenger RNA of Monopterus albus (swamp eel), 4333 nucleotides long. RefSeq names its product NHL repeat containing 2 (gene nhlrc2). The transcript is spliced from 12 exons. Gene Ontology annotation, molecular function: protein binding. Lineage: Eukaryota; Metazoa; Chordata; Actinopteri; Synbranchiformes; Synbranchidae. The record is from RefSeq and is a predicted model, not a curated record. The coding region runs from base 21 to 2180 and encodes 719 amino acids.
GCUUAUUAUUGUUUGGAAAUAUGGCGUCCCCGUGCAGCCUCUCUGUUUUAUUUCCUAUCCAAAGUCAGCUAGAUUACACCCUAGAUGACGCUACGACACAGCAAGAGAAAGUCGAUCUGGUGCUCCAGUAUUUGAAAACUCUAGACCACGGAGAGGACCUGAAGAUACCCGAUUUUCAAGAAGGCUUGGAAUGGCUAAACACAGAGGGACCUCUGUCUUUAAACAAGGAGCUGGCUGGCAAAGUUGUGCUGCUGGACUUCUUCACUUACUGCUGCAUCAACUGUAUGCACAUCCUGCCUGACCUGCACCAACUGGAGAAGAAACACUCUGUUGCAGACGGUCUGGUUGUUGUUGGUGUCCACUCGGCCAAAUUCUCCAAUGAAAAGGUCCUGGACAACAUUCGCAGGGCUGUUCUCCGCUAUAACAUCUGCCACCCGGUGGUCAACGACAGCGAGGCGCAGCUGUGGCAUGACCUGGAGGUGUCCUGCUGGCCCACGCUGGUCAUCGUGGGACCACGUGGCAACCUGCUCUUCUCUCUGGUGGGUGAAGGGCAUCGAGACAGGCUGAUGCUUUAUACUGACAGCGCCCUCCAUUACUAUGGGGAACAGGGCCUGCUGAAGACUCACACAGUGGGGAUCAAACUGUACAGAGACUCCCUGCCACCCAGCAUCCUGUCUUUUCCUGGGAAGGUGGCUAUAGACAACAGCAAGAAAAGACUGGCCAUAGCAGACACUGGGCAUCACCGGAUUCUGGUGGUAUCCUCUGCUGGACACCUAUUACAUGUCAUAGGGGGACCUGAAAGUGGGAGACAAGAUGGGGACUUGUCUGAAGCUUCUUUUAACUCCCCUCAGGGUGUAGCCAUUAAAGGGGACACCGUAUACGUGGCCGACACGGAAAACCACCUGAUCCGAAAGAUUGACUUGUUAGAGGGAAGAGUCAGCACCCUAGCUGGAGUAGGUGCUCAGGGCACAGACAAAGGAGGAGGCGCCAUGGGACCUCAGCAGCCAAUCAGCUCUCCUUGGGAUGUGACUCUCGGCACUGCUGGCAGUGUUUCUGAUAAUGUGCUGUGGAUAGCCAUGGCAGGCACCCACCAGAUCUGGGCUUUGUUCCUAGCAGAUGGGAAACUGGCUAAAGGAAGCGAGUAUAAGGCGGGGGCGUGUGUGCGAUGGGCAGGCAGCGGCAGCGAGGAGAACAGAAACAACGCCUAUCCCCACAAGGCAGGCUUUGCUCAGCCUUCAGGCCUGGCUUUAGCCCCAGAGGAGCCCUGGAGCUGCCUGUACGUGGCCGAUAGCGAAAGCAGCACCAUCCGCACUCUGGCGCUGAAGGAUGGAGCUGUCAAGCUGCUGGUCGGAGGAGAGAGAGACCCACUGAACCUCUUUGCUUUCGGGGAUGUAGAUGGGAAAGGGGUGGCUGCCAAGCUGCAGCAUCCUCUCGGUGUCGCCUGGGCUCCCGAACAAAGCCUGCUCUAUGUGGCCGACUCCUACAACCACAAGAUCAAGGUAGUGGAUCCAAAGACAAAGCAGUGUAGCACACUAGCAGGGACCGGAGAGGCAGGAGAUACUCUGGGCCCAGAAUUUAGCAAAUCCUGCUUCAGUGAACCUGGAGGAAUCUGUGUCAGCGAUGGCGGGAAGCUUCUUUACGUGGCUGAUACCAACAACCACCAGGUCAAAGUGCUCGACCUCGCCUCCAAGACUGUCUCACUGUUCCUCAUUUCUACGGACUGCACGGAUUUGGUACCGACAAAGCCUUCGGGUCCUGCCAAAGCCCCUGUGCUGCCUAAAUCAGCUGCCAGGAAAGAGAUGCCUCCGGUAGCAGUGUCUGUAGGCCAGACUCUCAUCAUGUCGCUCACCCUGUCUCUUCCAGAAGGGACCAGACUCACUAAAGAGGCCCCCAGCUGCUGGGCGCUCUCAGCUGAGGGUAACGAGUGGCUGCUGGACAGGCAGGUGAUUACUGGUGACAUCCUGGACCUGUCGAAGCCACUCUCCGUCUCAGCCAAACUCCCAGCUGUUAUAAAGGAGUCGAACAGCAACCCAAGCCUCAUUCUGAGUGUGUGGGUGUAUUACUGUAUGGAAGCAGGUAAAGCUUGUAUGAUGAAAGCAGCCUCCUUCACUCAGCCUCUUCAAAUAAGUGCCAGUCCUGGAGAGAAGGAGGUCACUGUGGCAUUGGCUCAUGCCUUCUGAAAUCACUUCCAUGUCUUAAGAACCACAGAAUCCACAUUUCUCUCCGAGCUGAUCUAGCUCCAUUCCUGUUCAUAGUUCCGGAAAAACAAAACAAAAAAAACUCCAGAUUGUUUCUGACAAAGCUCUCACUUUUGACAAAACGUAUUUCUUACAAACCUGAUUUUCCAGGGAAUUUCAUUUCAAACUACUAAGAAGCCCCUUCCACAAAACCUAAUGCAUCAGUGCUGUAAUGUUCUUGACUGUGCGUGACAUUUAUUGACAGGAAUGCAAAUAGCUGCAUCUCCAGUCAUUUUAUUAAGCCUGUACAGAAAACACAACCGCAGCCUGAAAAUCUAUUUCUGGGUAUUAGCAACAAAUUCCUGUAAGGACAGGCUGCACUGGCUAAGUGCAGGGAAACUGUGUGCAUUCAGAGUUGUUGUCGUCGAGAUGAAAAGGCUCAUCUUAAAGAUGCAUUUACCCAGCCACUCUCACAAAAUUAAAUGUGCGCUGAAACCGAAAGCCUCUGUGGAUAUACUGAAAAACUACGAAAUUAUGUUUAAUUAGCAGGUGGUGACGAUGGUGUCAGUGAUGGCUUUUGUUCACGAGUAAUUACGUAGCAGGAAUACAUUUUUAAAAAAUUAGACGUUUAAUGGAGCUGAUAUGUGAUUCAGAGUGGAGGGAAAAGAUUUAUUCUGCCUUGCUUUUGAAUGCAUCAAGUUUAGAUAAAUGUUAAAAAUAUUGAAAUUCCGACAGGCUUCACUUGGGGAUAAUUAAGAUAGGAAUCUUAAUAUAGCAAACUUUUCCUUUAAUCUCAGUCCAGGGAAAGAACGUGGAAAAGGACAGAAAUGAAACUUUAUGAGAGGUUUAUGAGAAGUUAUCUAUGCAGAGACUCACAUUCUUUUAUUGUCAUGAAUAUAUUCAAUGUGUCUAGUUCCAGAUUAUUAAUUCAGAUCUUCACUUUGUACUUCUCUGAAUAAUAAAUGUCCAUGUGUAUGUGUGUGGUUGCUUUAGUUUACAGUCAGGCAGCUUGGGCGAUAGCUUCGUGCAAACGAAACAAGCUUUCAUAAACAUUUGUCUACAUACUGUACAUGUCCUCACAGCCUGGGAAGCCUGUUAAAGGUUACGCUCAAAGCUUAAGGCUGUGUUCUGUGUAUCCUCUCUCUGUAUGACUGAUUAUAAUCAAGUGCCUGUUUUCGACAUGGAGAAGCAACCUCUUGUGAACCGAUGACACCGACUGACUGCUGCCUGCUCUGCAGACUGUGGGAUAUUGUAUUAUGAAAGCAGAGGAUUAAAAUCUCUAUCUUCAUCUCUACUCCACAUAAUAAUGUGACAGAGAUGCUCUAAUGAUGAGAGACUGUAAUGCGUUGUUGUGUGAUGUAAUAUGAAAACACGGAGGUUAUUAUUGUUAUUUUCCCUUAUUGUUUUUCAAAGUUACGAGCUGUUGUCAGGAAGGAGCUUGGGAGUGUUUUGAUUAUCAUCAUGUCUCAUAAUGUAAACUGUUUGGCUCAUUCGACCAAGUGCCUCAGAAAAGUCGGGUUACUGUAUGAAUGGUGCGAACAGAUGACACUUUCACUGUAUCAAGAGCAAUAACAGUAUAUUUCUGUAAUGGGAGAAAUGUUUUGUUCGCACAAGUUAUUUAUUUCAAAUGAACUGCAGAAGUUUUGCCAGUGUGUUUUCUCAGCUCUGUUAUUCCUCUGGCAUUUUUUUUUUUAUGAAUGGUAAUGAGCUCGAGCGGCUGCUGGUGGGCAUUAAGGUCCUGAUAUUGUUUUCAGUUUAUUUCUUCUUACCGAAUCUCCUUUUCACUUGGCAUGUUUUUGGCUUGAAGGGUACCUUAUUAAUACCACCGCUUCUUAAUGCUGCACUUUAAGAUGUAACAGAGCAAGAGAAAACUAAUAAAAUAUUUUUAUCUCCUUGGUAUGUGGACUGAUUAGACCUGAAGCCCUUAACUGAGUGGCUAAUUCCUUUUUUAAUUUCUAGCAGUUGUGAAUUACGUCACUUAGCAUAACUGCAAUUAAUACAUGCUGUACGCAUGCUCUUCUACAUGUGAUAGUAUUAAAAGGUUUGUAAUGAGCUAGCUCCCUCAUAAAUAUGUUAGAGUACCAAGUUAUGUGUGAGCUGACGUCAGAGGAGAGACUUUGCAAUUACAACAUGCCUCUUGUUUGCCUCAUUCUUUU